Messenger RNA from Chara braunii, 821 nucleotides. The record is from the annotation of a GenBank genome assembly. Lineage: Eukaryota; Viridiplantae; Streptophyta; Charophyceae; Charales; Characeae.
UGCUGUCUACUUGGUUCCACCGCUGGACCAACCGCUCCACGUGCAACAGUCCACCGCAUGCACGGUUUCAUCACCAUCGACAACCGAUUCGGCAGCUUCGCCGCAAUCUAUCGCCAGGGAUUCAUCGUCAUGAUCAAGACUUGAAGUGCUCGACCCUCUAACGUUCACGGACUUCCAAUGGAUGCCCGUUCCCUCGACCGAACGAUUGCCGAAACCACUUGCAACGUGCUUAUGGCACAAUUGCGGGACUACUUGCACACUGCAGUACCAGCUCCGUUGAUGGACGGCGGAGUAGAGGUUGUCAACCUUUACGAUUACAUCGCGAAGAUUGACCGCGAGUUCAAGACGCAACGGUACGACGACAUCGACGCACCAUUGCUAUACAUACGCAUUCAGAUUGGUGAGGCGACCUGCAGUGCCUUCAUCGAUUGCAGAGCAUCUCGCAACUACAUCAGCCAGGACUUCAUGGUGCGCACCGUCCUUGGCCCACGUGUCCGGAAGAAGUCCCAGCCUACGCACGUCACGUUGGCAGACGGUCAUACGCACAAGUCAAUCGACCGGUGCAUUGACGCCGUCCCCGUGUACUUUGCCCCUCACGCAAGUGAGGCUCUGGACACCAAAUUCGACAUGAUCUUGGGCAUGUCAUGGCUGCGAAGCUAUCACCCGGUGAACUUCUUCAACCGCACCGUUCACAUUCGUGAUCGGAACGGAGCACUAGUUCCAUGCACGGUGCUCUUCCUCAUCCUUCCAUCAGCUGCCACGUGGUAUCCGCCGCUAGCAUGCGAGCAUCCAUCAUCAGAGACGACAUCGAGGAGAUGGGG